Molecule: messenger RNA, 1239 nt
Organism: Candidozyma auris
Lineage: Eukaryota; Fungi; Ascomycota; Pichiomycetes; Serinales; Metschnikowiaceae
Gene: PTC8
Product: Ptc8p
Exons: 1
Coding region: 1-1239 (412 amino acids)
Source: RefSeq, a predicted model, not a curated record
AUGCUAAGACGGUCAUUUGUUACAUUGUCAAGGUGCCUACGAGAAGCUGAACAUGCAGCAGAGCAGACCGCAGAGCUGGCGCCCACAGGGUUCUUUGGCAGCGUGCGAUCCAUCUUUGGUAAGCUGCAAAGACAGCUAGACCUUGAGAAGAGGGAAGAGAGAGAGAAUGCUUCCAACCCGUACAUUCAGUAUCCAGUGGUGACAAAGGAGCAGAUGAAGAGCAUCUUGAAUGAUAAAUAUAAGUUCCAGUUGGGUUACGCUCUGUUUGCUCACCAUUCCACCGUGUCUGACCCAACAGUCCACUCGUUAAGCGACUUGACAGAUCCUACCCAGCUUAAUAGUCUUUUGCCCAGAAGAAGACCCCAGGGUUCCCCUGCGGAUACGCUUUCGAUCAAAGCUGGCGACGACGCCAUGUUAGUGUCGCCUACGGUGAUGGCGAUUGCAGACGGCGUGUCAGGGUGGGAGUCAAAGGGGGAACAGUGUCUGCUGGGGAUCUGGCUGAGGUCGAUGGUGGAAACGUUGAGCCGUCUCAUGACGGAAUACAAGUUGAACACGUCUCCUCAUCACCUCAACAAAAGGGACAUCGACCAGAUCUUGGACGAUUCAUACUUGCAUACCUCACAUUUGAUGGACCUUCAGAACUUGAGGGGCUCUUCUACGCUUGUCUUGUGCAUGUUAAGUGGCGAGUACUUGAAAAUGAUAAGCAUUGGCGACUCCAAAAUUAUAAUUAUUCGAAAUGGUGAAAUCAUCAAGAAGAAUGAGGAACAGCAUGUGUCCGAUCUAUGCCCGCAACAGAUCGGCACCCAGACGCUUAAUGUGAUGCCCUCUGAAGUUGCCUGGGUCGACUCUAUCAAGCUUCAACCUGACGACAUCAUUGUCAUGUGCUCUGAUGGCAUCACAGAUAAUUUGCAUGAUUGGGAAAUCGCCAAUAUGAUAGACGAGUACGUUCACUUCAAGAAUGAUGACAUGAGAUCUGUCGCCAAUAAAAUCCUUAGAAAAGCGAAGCUGACGGCUUAUGACGACAACGCAUACACCCCAUAUAAUGAAAUGGUGAAUAAGCUACCGGCAAACAGAUUUGGGAAGAACAUCAGCUUGGGCGGCAAGCUAGAUGACAUGUCUAUUUGCAUUGCAAGAGUUGUCGCUAAUAUCAAAUCUUCCAAGACAACCUCGCUGAACAAAAAGCAACCUAAAAAGUCCACAGGGCCAUUGAGGGCUCCUUCUACAUACUACGACCUCUAA